GUUAUUGAGAGCGUUGUGGCGGUGGUCUGUAAUUAUGGGUUGAUUCGGAUCUGUCAGCAACGCAACCCGCGACAACACCGCGGGCUAUCCGAUCCACGGGAAUUUAUCACUCGUGAGUAGGUACUAGAAUAUGACGAGCACGAGGUGAAUAAUGGCGCAGCUCAUAAUGUUGACAUUCAACCUACAUAGUUUCGCUCUGGUUCUUGUUCUCCAUCCUUUUCAUUCGUAGGCUAGUUUUCCCAUACCAUGAUCCCAGAUCAUCUGCCCCACUUCCCCAAAUCGUUCGUUCAAAAGCCAGCUUUAUUCAAUCCUCCUCUUCAUCUUCCAGUAAAGUUAAAAAUUAGACUUCAACACGAGACGACACUCCACCUAGUCACUCUGUUCUAUGUUUUGAGUUGCAGUUUACAGCGUUGCCUGAAGUAGUGCAUACUGUUAUUUUAAAGUACUACUUUUUUUGCGUGGACGAGGAUCAUCAGAAAGUUGUCAUGAUCAAAUCCGAAAGUAGGACUGCUCUUUUGAGUCUUUUCUUGAUUUUAUGAUGAAUCUGCUGUAGAAAAUUUAACAAUCGACGCAACAAGAGACGAAUCGAAGUUAGUCUAUCCAUGCUGACUGAUUUUUUUAAGCAUUUUCCAAGAACGCGACAAUCAUAAAUUUGUACAAGAUCAACGCCCAUCUGAAGAGUUUGAUUGGUAUCUAUAUUGCUAGUGAAGACUGCCAUAAUUACCAGUCACAAUGUACGGAGCAUACCGUCACACGCCCACCUCUUCUUCAAACCAGGAUGCGAAGCAUCUCGAUUCUGUAUAUGGUCGAGAUGACCCUGUUCUGCAGGCGAGGUUCAAAGCCGACGCGCCCCGCAUCGUGCAGAGGGACGCACAGUCGGAGAGCCCUAGAGAGGUGGAAGAUCGCGAACCCGCUUCAAAAAGGGCAAUUUUGCUGCUUGGUGCUGGUGGAUCUACUACAACGUCAUCUCUAUUUUCUCGUCCUCCACCUGGUCCCACAAACCCUGCUGCGUUUGUGCCCAACGUAACUACUUCCUUGUUUGCGAAGCCUCCUUCCCAAAAUACAACAAGGACAUCUUCCUCUUCGUUAUUUUUAAGGCUUCUCCAAAAGAUCCAUCUUUCCUUUAGAUGCAUGAUGAAGACGCAUCUUCUUUGUGAUCAGAGAGUUUUUUUGUUCGAGAAGAAUCCUGAUAGAUGGCUUUCAUGAAGAUACUUGUCGUGCAUCUUACAACGAUGGAUCGAUUGGUAGGUAUGUAGGUUUCGUCCUCUAAGAUUUGCGGCGCCUCCUAUCAGAAGUGGGACCACCAGCUCUUUGUUUGCCAAUCCCAAUACCUCACGGCCAAGCUCGUGUGAACUUGAGAAUGGGGAAGACCUGGAGAUGGGCCGCCCAGAGCGAUUCGACGGGCGUGCGCCAAAGCUGAAUAUGGCUCACGACCAUACCAACUUUUCCUUGCUCCGGGUCCACCGAGAAUCGGCACUGUUCGGUAAACUUGAAAGUCUUCUCUCGUGGUACAGGUACGGGCACGCGCCUCAUCAACAGUCUUCAACCACGAUACCGAAUACGUUCGGAGCUGCGCCAAAUGAGAUUAGUAUGCCAGUAGCGGAUGUACUCGGACGAGAGCGGCGGCAACUCCGAAGAGCAUGGCUCAUUGAGAACCCCUUACUGUGGAAGCGCUACGUGACGCGAAAAGGCGAAAUGCGGGAGGAGCUCAGGCGCUUACGGGACGAAUUCGGCAAGACAAUCGGUAUGGGGAGCGCGCACGUGGAGCGGGACCUGCCUGGAGCACUGGAUCGUGGUCUCAAUGAGACCUGGCUGCUACACGGAACGCAGGCACAUAUUAAGAAAUCUACAAAGCAACUCGUCUCCUGCACAAACACCUUGGUCGGUUUCUUCAAACGAAGGUCAAUAUGCUCAUGGGGUUGGAGUUCUGCUAGCUCUAAAAAUAAUGUGAAAAGCAUAUUAGAAAACGGAUUACUGCGGAGCAAGGCGAGAGGCGGCUGCUUCGGAAGUGCCAUCUAUUAUGGACCCCUCUGUGACCAAGAACACUCAGAUUUUCAAAGUUCUUGCAUCUUCUGAAGCUUUUUGUACUUCUUUCAUCCAUGUUAAAAAUGUGAAGAAGAAGAUUUAGAUCAUCAAAAUGAGUAUCGUACAAUGAAUGGCAGGCUUGCUAGAAGUAGUGUUCAUAAUCAUUGUGCUUUUUUUGGGUCAUCAGUCUCAUUCAUGACCGAGUGCAUGUAAUGAAUGUUAGUUUCUCAUCAUUGUGAGUAACUAAGAGAAACAAGAGGAAGAGUCGCAGUAGCGAGCGACCUUUUCUAAGUCUUUCUAGCGGAGAACGCCGCGAAGAGUGUCCACUAUGCUGUCGGAAAUGGCAGCGGGGAGGCUUUUUUGCUGGUGUGUCGCGUGUUGGUGGGCUACUACCAGACUGUUUCGAGCUUUGAUGCUGCUGCUGGAGGGCAGCAGAUGAAGGACGCGGUAGAGGUGGCGGGACACACGAAGCCCGCAACGAUGUACGCUUAUCAUCGUAGUGCAGCGGAGUCGGCAUCGUCUCUAGUACAGACCGCGUCAAGUAGCACGCGUCAACUGAGUGGAAUUCAGUACCACAGUCGCGUGUGUGAUGCAGGUUCAAGUGGAGGUGCUUUUAUUGGCGCUAGCCAUCGGGAAUUCUGCAUUGAAAACGAGGCAAAUAUCUACCCCGAAUACCUUCUGUGCUUUUCUACUGACGGAUAUUGAAACGCACAUCGCUGAUUUGAACCUCGUCGCGCUUUGGCUGGCCGAUUGAUGCGGCGCAUAGAAAUCCGCUGACUCGAUGGCGAAAUGAGUGAUAGUAACUAAUGUAGUUGUAAUGAUUUAUGUUUUAUGCGAUUUUUAAAUGUACAUGGUGAACUAUCCUUGUUAUCCCAUCAUCUACUCCCUAGCAGUAUCCUCGUAGUGCGGCUGUUGAUCGAACGCGUAAUACAUAGAUUUCCGGUUUGACAAUUAAAACUAAAAGGCCUAGUUAGAUGAAGCUGCCGCAGCAUGAUUUUUAUCAUCAAUCGAUCCCUUCCCCAUUCAUCUCCAACAUCGGACAAUUAUUUCCCUGUACUGAUGUGCUGGGGUUCAGAAGCAUCGACACUUGAUAUUAAGCAUGCUCUCUUCCUAUACUCGGAUUCCCUAGAAACAUGUUUCCCCAAUCAGGAGAUCUAGAGCACGGUUUUUUGAGCUGGUCGAAAAGAUAAAACAAAAGUCGAAGAUAGGUUAAAGAACUUCAUCUAGAGUAAGGCCCCACUGAAAAAACGGUUUUCUUUAACUGUCGUGUGGUGCUGAGUCAAUCUAUUCGGAAUCGUUCGUGAACCGCUUAACCGCUUAUACUAUGUAUUGGGUGAUGUCAACAUUUAUAUCCGCUUUCAUACUAAUAUCUUCGCUUCAAUUAUGAGCGGCUUGAUGGCUUUGAUGACAAUGUCCAACUUGCCCAACUGCUAUGUACAGCGUUUGCUCCAUGUGCACGCCUUUUCGCAGGCGUCUAUGAGAGCAACGGCGGUCUUCUGUCUAUCCGCUUGAGACCUGGCCCCAGCUGGGAAGAUAGUGCUGAAAAUUUCAUUUGUAGCUGUAGUAAUGGAGAGGUGAAAAAUCGUACGUCGCGCUCGCGGCGCCAGCAUUGUAUUGUAGGAUG
Amoebophrya sp. A25 is the source of this 3649-nucleotide messenger RNA. The record is from the annotation of a GenBank genome assembly. Lineage: Eukaryota; Dinophyceae; Syndiniales; Amoebophryaceae.